Molecule: messenger RNA, 1318 nt
Organism: Dendroctonus ponderosae (mountain pine beetle)
Lineage: Eukaryota; Metazoa; Arthropoda; Insecta; Coleoptera; Curculionidae
Product: mitochondrial import inner membrane translocase subunit TIM50-C
Exons: 1
Coding region: 121-1260 (379 amino acids)
Molecular function (GO): phosphoprotein phosphatase activity
Source: RefSeq, a predicted model, not a curated record
CCCUGCGACUUCCCUUUGCUGGGCCCAACCAUCGGCUUGUUUAUUGAGGGAUUGUUGCUAAGUGAACGUGCAGAUCUGAUGUGAAAACUGCCAACUCCUGUCAUUCAUGGCAUAAAAUUCAUGUUCAUAAUUUCACAAUUAAGUCUAAGAUUGCAACCCCAUACGGUCACCGGGAUGUCGUGGAAGUUACUCGCUAGGCCCUUUUCAAUGUAUCGUAGGCAGUUUGCAAAAACUGCCACUAUCCACAGAAGAAUACCAGUUCCAAACUUUGCCGCCCGGACGUUUAACCUGUCUGAGACGAAGUCGCCCCCGGUUAUCACCACUAAUGUUGAAAGUCAGUGCCAAGAAAAAAUCUUCAAUAUCGCUGAUGGAGACUCGGGUAGCGACGAUAGAGCCACAGCAAUCAGAAACAUGAAGUACACAUUUUUAUUUUUGGGUCUAUCACUAACUGCCGUGGGUUCGUACGUAAUUCUGGUGUUGGGAAGACCGCCUGAAGAUGAAAACGGCCAAACGGUUGCUGAUGAGUAUUCAAAUUCCCCCAUCUGGCAGCAGUACGUUUUACGAGGCCUGCGGCAGAUCAAGCAGUUUGCACUCUUUAUCCAACAACCCUCCAGAGACAAGUUGUUGCCCGACCCACUCACUUAUCCUUACUAUCAGCCCCCAUACACGUUAGUUCUAGAGUUCACCGAUGUUCUGGCACACCCUGAGUGGACCUACCAAACAGGUUGGCGAUUUAAAAAGCGCCCGGGAGUAGACUACAUGUUAGAAAACUUAGCCGGACUGUAUGAAAUCGUGGUUUUCACUGCAGAGCCCGGAAUUACCAUUUUCCCGGUUAUAGAAGCAUUAGAUCAAAGGGGCCUCAUCUCAUACAAGCUGGUUCGCGACUCCACCCAUUUCAUCGAUGGCCAUCAUGUGAAGAAUCUAGAAAAAUUGAACAGAGAUUUGACCAAAGUCAUUGUAGUCGACUGGAACUCGCAAUCAGUGAAGUUCCAUGCAGAUAAUCACUUUGCCCUUGAGCGAUGGGCGGGCGGUGAUGAUGACAAUACUCUAGUAGAGCUAACUGCGUUCCUUAAAACAAUUGCCGAAACAGACAUAGAGGAUGUUAGGGAUGUUUUAAGGUUCUAUAAACAGUUCGAGAAUCCCCUAAAUACCUUCCAACAGAAGCGCAUGGAAUACAUGGAAAACCAGAAACACACACGAGAUAAGCCAAUUGGACAGCCAGGGGACUCCGUCAAACGGCUUUUAAGUGCAUUAUUAUAAAUAUUUGUGAUCAAUGUGUAGCAAUCCCAAUAUAUUAUGAAUAAACCUUUCCAGUUCA